AUGGUUGCAGGUGCUUUUCAUGUAUUAGUUUAUGCUGUUGCUCUUCAGAUGAUCUGGAGUGAUGGAGAACGCACUUUUGUUGGGCGCACACGCAAUGACAUUAACACACUACAUCACCGACUUUUGGACAUGUUUGGCGAGGAACGGCGUGAAAUGAAGCAGGCGCAGGAUGUCAAUGCUGAGCAGCCAGAGUCGGCAUGUUCCUCUCGAACAGCAUCUCCCACUGCCACUGACUCAAAUGCAACACCGACCCCAGCUGUCGGGACAUCUGCGUUACGGAUAUUGCCUUACUUCUCUAUGGAUUGUUCUCCAGCUGCCGUCAUACAAUACAUAAAUGCUCUUUCUGAUUUGCCAGCUCGAAUGAUGUUGAGUUCUGUGAUAUACGAGCAAUUUUUCGCAUCUCGACUUAGCUCCGAAGAAUUAGAGGUAGCAGAGCGCUCAAUACCAACUACUUCUCCAUCUCUUCAACGUUACACACAUCCAGUUUCCUCUCCGGUAAUUUAUCCCGUAGCCUCAGCAGCUCUUGCGUACAGCUCUCGUGGUGCAGGGAUCCAGGAAUCCAGUUUGGAGCGGAAGGAUGAAGUCCCAACUCAAGAAAACAUUACUCAUACUCAGGUGCAAUUUCCAUCAUGUAGCAGUUGUGCGGGUCCUCAUGCUUUUGUUCAAUGCCCCAAGGAUACUCAUUUUCAAAAGGACGGUACAUUCCGUUUGGAUUUCGGCGGUGGCCACCACGACAGUACGUGUCCAAGUUGUUCAGCGGUUGCCAUGUCGAUGGCAACGGUGGGACAGCGUCCUACGGGAGUUGAGCAUUUUCCCAACGUACAACCAGGUAUGGUACCACAGGCAACAAUGGUGCCGUUGGUUCCCGGAAUACCUAUGUUAACAAGACAUCUGCAACCAUACGUUUUCCGUCAAACACCUCCGACAUCACAGCCGCAUCCACAUUUAUGA
Angiostrongylus costaricensis is the source of this 951-nucleotide messenger RNA. The record is from the annotation of a GenBank genome assembly. NCBI's taxonomy places the organism in Eukaryota, Metazoa, Nematoda, Chromadorea, Rhabditida, Metastrongylidae.